UACCUGAAAUAACAAUAUUUAAUAGUAAAUAUUUUACUAGACUCGAUUACCAGAAAUCCAUAUAUUCAUUAAUCCAAAAUUUGGAUGACAAAAGAAAAAAUUUUAAAUCAAAUAGUAGAAGUGAUGAUGUGAUUGAGACUAUGUAUAGAGAAAAGAGAUUCAAAGAAGCUGUAGAUAUUUUAUGUCAAGAGAAAAGAUUGAAAGAAGCGAUUCAAGUUCUAGACAUUCUAGAUCGUUCACGAAUUCGUCCAUCGGUUGCUAUUUACUCGUCUCUUCUUCAGUUGUGUUUACAGUUAAGAGCACUUGAAGAAGGUAAAAGGGUUCAUGCACAUACUAAAAUCUCUGGUUUUGAAUUUGGGGUUUUCUUAUGUAAUCGGCUUCUUGAUAUGUAUUCAAAAUGCGGUAGUUUAGUUGAUGCUCGGAAAGUGUUUGAUGAAAUGGGGAAUAGAGAUUUGUGUUCUUGGAAUACUAUGAUAUCUGGGUAUACUAAGGCGGGUGAACUUGAAGAAGCUUAUAGAAUGUUUGCUGAUAUGCCUGUCAAGGAUAAGUUUUCAUGGAAUACGAUGAUUUCUGGGUAUGUUCGUCGUGACAGGCCUAAAGAUGCUCUGAAAUUAUAUAGGAGAAUGCAAAUAGAUGAUGAGGUGAAGAGUGACAAGUUUACUGAUUCUAGUGCUCUUUCUGCUUCUGCUGCUAUUCCUUGUUUACAGUGUGGCAGAGAAAUUCAUGCUCAUGUAAUGAGGACUGGAUUGGAUUCAGAUGCUGUUGUUUGGAGUGCUCUAUCUGAUAUGUAUGCGAAAUGUGGAAGUAUAGAAGAUGCGCGGUAUAUUUUUGAUAGAACAUUGGAUCGAGAUGUUGUUUCAUGGACAACCAUGAUUGGAAGAUACUUUGAAAAGGGGAGAAGAGAAGAUGGUUUUGCCUUGUUUUCUGAAAUGUUGAGAUCUGGGAUUAGACCCAAUGACUACACCUAUGCUGCGAUUUUGAAUGCUUGCUCAGCUAAGAUUUUGACUGAAGAAGAUAUAGGGAAACAGGUUCAUGGGCACAUGAUAAGAAUUGGGUUUGACCCCAUUUCAUUUGUUGCAAGUGCGCUAGUCCAUAUGUAUUCUAAGUGUGGUAACAUUCAGAGUGCAAGGAAAGUUUUUGAUGGAAUGCGGCAUCCGGAUCUUGUUUCCUGGACUUCCUUGAUCGGUGGGUUUGCUCAGAAUGGUCGGCCUGAGGAGGCUCUUCAGUAUUUCGAAUUGCUACUAAAAUCAGGAACCAAACCUGAUCACAUUACAUUUGUUGGGGUCCUCUCUGCUUGUACGCAUGCGGGGUUAGUCGAUAAAGGGCUUGAAUACUUCAAUUCCAUAAGUGAAAAGCAUGGAUUAUCACAUAUUGUUGAUCACUAUGCUUGUCUGGUGGACUUGCUGGGACGAUCUGGUUGCCUAGAUGAAGCUGAGGAGAUCGUUGAUAAAAUGCCAAUGAAGCCUAGUAAAUAUAUUUGGGCUUCCUUGCUUGGUAAUUGUCGUAAUUAUGGAAAUCUUAGACUGGCAAAACGAUCUGCAGAAGCGUUAUCGAAAUUAGAGCCUGAGAAUCCUGCAACCUACGUUACUUUGGCCAACAUCUAUGCUGAUGCUGGGAUGUGGAAUGAAGUGGAAAUGAUCAGGAAAACUAUGAGGGAUCAACGUGUGGUUAAGGAACCAAGUUCAAGUUGGAUUACGGUAAACAGAAAGCUCCAUUUGUUUGUGGUGGGAGAUAAUUCACAUCCCAAAAUCAAGGAAAUCCAUGACUUUCUGGAGAAGCUGUCCGUAAAGAUGAAAGAAGCAGGGUAUGUACCUAAAACAGAUUCCGUGCUUCAUGAUGUUGAAGAAGAGCAAAAGGAGCACAAUCUGACUUACCACAGUGAGAAACUUGCAAUUGCUUUUGGUAUUAUGUCUACCCCACCUGGAACAUUGAUCAAGGUUUGUAAGAACCUUAGGACAUGUGGAGAUUGUCAUAGUGCAAUCAAGUUUAUUUCAAAUAUUGAGAAGAGAGAGAUUAUUGUCAGGGACUCGAAGAGGUUCCAUCAUUUCAAGGAUGGGAUCUGCUCAUGUGGAGAUUUUUGGUGAUCUUAUGGUUUAGAAGCUUGUAAACAACUUCAUCUCAGUUGGGUUUCAGAAAGAGUCAGCUGGAAUAAAGCUACAAAUGUACAGGUAUGCGGGCAAUGGAAGUGUUAUUAUAAUGUGGAGUCUGCAAUUGUUCAUUUUGCACUUCAGUUUUAGUUUUGAUAUAUGAGAAGGCUUCAAUUAGCGAGAUUUGGGCAACUUUCGAACACAUUGUCAUAUCGGCUUCUAAAAAAUUAGGUAAGUGAUAGUUAA
Molecule: messenger RNA, 2333 nt
Organism: Papaver somniferum (opium poppy)
Lineage: Eukaryota; Viridiplantae; Streptophyta; Magnoliopsida; Ranunculales; Papaveraceae
Product: pentatricopeptide repeat-containing protein At4g37170-like
Exons: 1
Coding region: 141-2084 (647 amino acids)
Biological process (GO): RNA modification
Molecular function (GO): protein binding; RNA binding; zinc ion binding
Source: RefSeq, a predicted model, not a curated record